UGUGGAGGUUUUAGGUUAAGUUGUGAGGUGGCAGUAAGAGCUGUGUGCAACUCGCUGAUAAUGCCAGAAUGAAGAAAACACUUGGUUUAUGAAUAGUUAAAUAAUAGAUUUAGUACAAAUCUGUAAAUAUAUACGCUACAAAAUGUCUAAACGUAUGGGAUACGCUCCUGGUUACUUCCGCAUGCUUGAUAACGCACGACUGAUGCAGACCCACGUGAGUGUUUCCUGUUAACCUCUCACAGUGUUAGUUACCUGUUUUAAUAAGGUUUCCUCACAUAAAUAGGGACUUUACCUGAAGUCCGAACAAAAAGGAAGCUGUGGUCGACAUAAUCAAUGGGAGACAUACACAAUACGAAUUUCUAGUUAAUUCCAUGGCAUAUGGUUGUGGAAUCGGGCUUGAUUACCCAGAUCAAAUGUACAGUUAUGAGGAUUUGACUGAUGAUGAUGAUGAUGACGACGAUGAAUUUGGCAGUCAAAACAAUAGAUAUUGUGGCUUUACUGAACACUUUCUAGAUAAAGGGGUUUCCAAACAGCUGCCUGCAAUAAAGUGUUAUAAAACAACCAAACGCGCCACACCUGAGGAGGCUGCAAAAAUUGCUAAAGAACUUCUAGCUGAAGAGGAAAAACUUAAGAUAAAAGCAGAAAAGAAAAAACAGAAGAAAAUGAGGCAGCGAGAAAGACGUCGGUUAGAAAAAUUAGAAAAGGAAAACGGGAAUAAAGAUGGUGCCAAACAGGAUACUGGUGCUGCUGCUGCUCCAGCUUCAGUUAAAUCUAAACCAACAGAAAGAGAGUGUGAAAAUAAGAAGAAAACAAAUAACAGUGUACCUCCUGACCCUGGCCCACAGUGCAAUUCAGUAGCUACAGAGAGCAGUGACAGCUGUGAUGAUUUAGAUGAUGACGAUGACGACGAUGAUAAUGAUAAAGAUAGUUUAGUUGAUGAACUGGAGCUUGAUAUGAGCAGCUGCUUUGUGACCAAUGCUGCAGCCAUCGCAAAACGCAAACUUGAGCAGAAACCUAAAUCUGAUAGGAAAGACUGGAAAAAAGUUGGAAACGUUAAGAAGCAUGGAACAGCACAAAAAAGAGAUCCUCAGACUGAGAAUGUUAAAGAAAAGGAGGCAUCAGAGGAACCAGUAAAGGACAAUGUUACAAAGAGCAUGGAGCUGGCAGUGUUGGGGAAUAAAUAUGCUCAAACAGGAAAUUUGGAUAUGGCUGUGAAGUAUUUUACUGAUGCUAUAAAGCACAAUCCCCAAGAAGCUAAGUUGUUUGGAAAUCGCUCCUUCUGUUAUGAGAAAAUGCAACAAUACGAGAAGGCUUUAAUAGAUGCCGAUAUUGCUCUUUCACUGAACCCCUCGUGGAUUAAAGGACUCUACAGAAAAGGGAAAGCAUUAGUUGGGCUUAAGAGAUACUAUGAGGCUUGUUUGACCUAUAAGGAAGUUUUAAAGCUUGACAGCUCCUGUACUGAUGCUGCUCAAGAGCUCAUGAGGGUACAGAUAAUGCAGUUAAUGGAUAUGGGAUACACUAGAGAGCAAAGUUCAAAUGCUCUGAUUAUACACGGAACAGUAGAAAAGGCUUUAGAAGCACUCUCUGGUUUACAUGGUAAUAUAUCAACCGCUGAAGAAGUAAGAGUUUUUCCAGAGAGAAGUCCUCAACCUGUGAAAGUCCCACUCCGAACAGUCUCCCAGAACCCACCUAAAGUCAACACAGCUGUAUCGCCUACCCCAGAGCUGUUUCCAGUCUGGGUUGGGGAUCUUGUGCCUGCUAUAACAGAAUUAAAACUUCAUGAGCUCUUCAGCAAUUUUGGGCCAGUCCAUAGUGUAAGAUUAUUGUCAGCAAGACGAUGUGCUUUUAUUAACUACACCAACAAAGAGGACUGUGAGAGAGCCAUCAACGUAAUGCAUGGCUUUCGUAUAGCAGGGACUUGUCUUGCAGUUCGGUACCCUGACAGAAUCCACACACAUCUAGGUGUAUCCAAGACUGCAACAACAGAUGCAGGAAAAGUAACUAAGUUUCCUGAUGAGUGCUAUUUCUGGAGGACAACAGGUUGUAUCAAGAAUAAUCGGUGCCAAUACAGACAUGUACCAGAACACAAGGGCAUUGAUCGCCCAAAAGUUAAAUGAUAGGAAGACAUAGAAUUGCUAACAGUGCAAGAGCAGAUUCCAGAUGUUUCUCAUGUCACAUUUAUUAAUGAUCAUUGUCAGCUCACUAAAUACAUAGCAAUAUAUGCCAAGUUAUAAUCACUCAAAGACGAUUAACUGGCUGGAAUAUGGUUUUUCUUUGUUUUUUUUUGUUUUUUUUUUUAAACAAAUGAGCUUCACUAGAAAGGUUAAUUAUGUUCUUCAUUUGCUGUUAGAAUCCUGGAUAACUAAAACCAUUAUUUCUAUAAAAAAGAUUUGUAUUACUUUUCUAUCUGAAACCAGAAAGUAUUGGGAAUUGGUUUAUCUUAAGUAGAAAAUUUUAGCUAUUUUCCUUGCAUUUCAAAACUUAUUUUAUUUUCUUGAUUAUCAGAACUUUCAGGAGGCUUAUUACUAUUCAACUGGACACUUUUUAAAAAAAAAUAAAAUGUAAGAAACAUUACAAUAUGGUUUUCUGUGCCCUUCUCUUAUAAUUUUUUAAAACUUGUCUUUAUGGUUGUAUUCAUUACAUUCU
Molecule: messenger RNA, 2646 nt
Organism: Hemibagrus wyckioides
Lineage: Eukaryota; Metazoa; Chordata; Actinopteri; Siluriformes; Bagridae
Exons: 18
Coding region: 372-2117 (581 amino acids)
Molecular function (GO): protein binding; RNA binding; metal ion binding
Source: RefSeq, a predicted model, not a curated record